GUUUAAGAACAGAGAGAGUAACAUUCUAGAAAACAUUAAAUUAAAUAUAUGAUUCAUAUGCAAAGAUGUCAAAAUUAUUGUUUUCGGUGCAAUAUAUACUGUAACAAAUUGAAAUUGCCAAACAGUUGCACUAGAUACAAUAGAGUGACAUGACUUGUCUGACAAGGACAACAAAAGAAGCCGACUCUUCCUUUCAUUUUAUAUUUUCCUCUUUUCACAUUAUCAAUCUUUAUAUUAUCUUUCUAAAUUUUGCAAAAAAAUUCCCGUCAAUAUUCACACAUUUAUCUUCUCUCUAUAUAAACCACACUAAGUUUACAUCUCUCUUACAAGAACUAGUUUGAAGCAACAAACUCAAAUCAAAGAAUUGUCCGGAAAAAAAUAAAAACGAUGCCGGCGAACAACACACCGUUCCUCACCAUCUUUCUCCUCUUCCUCGGUUUACUCCGGUUCGAUUCAUUUCCCUGUUUAGAAGCAGCAACCGGAAAAUUAGCUUCGGUUCCGGGAGUAUACGUGUUCGGAGAUUCGUUGGUUGAUGCCGGAAACAAUAAUUACUUACCAAUUUCGAUAUCCAAAGCUAAUUAUCUACCCAACGGCAUCGAUUUUCCUGGCAAGAAAGCCAGCGGAAGAUUUUGUAACGGCAAAAACGCCGCCGACGCUAUCGCUGAGAAAUUUGGAUUACCACUCCCGCCGCCGUAUCUCUCACUGAAAAAUCCAUUCAAGAAGAAGGAGAAAAAAUCCGCUGCCGUCACCGGUGUGAAUUUUGCUUCUGGCGGAGCCGGCAUCUUCAACAGUUCCGACCAAAAAUUUGGACAAGGUAUUCCUCUAUCAUACCAAGUGAACGAUUGGCUCUCCAUUCGCCAAGAACUCAUGAACCAGCUUCCACUAUCCGAAGCACAAACUCACCUAUCCAAAUCUAUAUUCACUGUGGUCAUUGGAAGCAACGAUCUUUUCGACUAUUUUGGAUCCAUGAAACUUCGACAAAACACCAAUCCUGAACAAUAUGCACUAUCAAUGGUUCUUAAACUCAAAGAGCAAUUGAAGAGAAUUUACGAUAGUGGAGCACGUAGAUUCCUAGUAAUCGGAGUAGCACAGAUUGGUUGCAUACCGGGGAAAAGAGCCAAGGACACGACGAUCCAUGAAUGCGACCAAGAGGCAAACACGUGGUGCUCUUUUUACAAUGAAGCUCUAGUAAAGAUGCUGCAACAACUCAAACAAGAGUUGCAAAGCUCAAUGACUUACUCUUACUUUGAUAACUACAAGUCCUUACAAGACAUUAUCUCCGACCCUGCCCGUUACGGUUUUACUGACGUGACAUCAGCGUGUUGUGGAAAAGGGAAAUUAAACGCGGCUACUCCUUGCAUUCUAGGCGCGAGUCUUUGUUCAGACAGAACAAAAUAUCUCUUCUGGGAUCGCUACGGUCAUCCCACGGAAGCUGCUGCACGGACCUUCGUCGAUCUUAUGCUUGCUGAUGAUUCACAAUACUCAUCUCCUUUAACUCUCACUCAACUGGUGUCUUCUUGAGAUCAAUAUAUAUAUGGCUUUGCUUCGAAAGAGAUAUCAAAUAUAGAAAAUUAAAUUGAUUCGGGAGACUUGAUUUAUAAUAAAGUAUACGUACUAUUGUUAGCAAUCAAAUAAGUAUUCAUUCAUUUACUAUCUUUUCUCUAGUUAAGUGCUCAGCAAAUGGGUUGUAACCAAAUUGGUACAUUAGUACUUAGUUUGUUCGCGGCUUGGUUGCAUUCCCUUGGCUUGAUAUCGGAGAAAUUGUCGCACAAG
Molecule: messenger RNA, 1773 nt
Organism: Thlaspi arvense
Lineage: Eukaryota; Viridiplantae; Streptophyta; Magnoliopsida; Brassicales; Brassicaceae
Source: the annotation of a GenBank genome assembly